Messenger RNA from Ostrea edulis (European flat oyster), 5343 nucleotides. Its product is annotated as protein toll-like. Gene Ontology annotation, molecular function: protein binding. The coding region runs from base 142 to 4224 and encodes 1360 amino acids. Gene Ontology annotation, cellular component: extracellular matrix. The record is from RefSeq and is a predicted model, not a curated record. The transcript has a single exon. NCBI's taxonomy places the organism in Eukaryota, Metazoa, Mollusca, Bivalvia, Ostreida, Ostreidae. Gene Ontology annotation, biological process: signal transduction.
UUUUGAAUUAUGUGAUGGAAGGAUAGUACAGAGCAGCCGAAUUAAUUGUUCAUACAUUGAAGCAAACUUAACAAUUCAAGGACUAUCUUGAUUUCUGUUUGCGUUCAUCUUACUAGAUAUCUCCUCUGAGAAUGAGCAUCAAUGAAAAUGUAUUUCCAAACGAUCAUCACCAUGGCGAUUCUUUUUUUACAUCAUGUAUAUCGCACCAAGGGUGAUAACUGUUAUUUUCCCGAAUGUCGACUGAGAGUAGAAGGGAUUUGGAAUUCACAAUUGUUUUACCGUCAGAAAACAUCCCGGUUGUCAGCAGAAAAUGUUGUGUAUAUCAGGAAUCGGAAUGAUUGCUGGCUAAACACAACGGUACUAAAACAGCGUUUGAAAACGGAGGAUGGCCAUGGUGUUGGAACUAUUUCCUUCAAAUGUUCUUCCAACAUCGUCGUUGAUUUCACAUCUGUCGAAACGUCAUUUCACUCCAACUUUAAUUUCUCUCUCAAAGUUACAGCCUGCCGUGUCUCUUUGUAUUCAUAUCUUAUGAUAAAAAGAACAAUAGGGAACAUUUUAGCAUUUGAACUUGACGACACAGCUAUAUCUUUUGAGCAACCUUUCUGCAAUGUGACUAAUUCAAUAAAGGACAUUUGUGAUUUAUGGACGACAAUGUACUCGAUAAAGUUGACUUUACCUUCAUCUGAUUAUCAACAUAAUAAUGCUACGUUGCUAUUUGAUUGUCCCGGUGUUUAUCCUUCAGUGACGAAUGUAUUGCUCAGGAAUUGGCCAAUCGAUAGUUAUACGAGUUCUCUCAUCGACUCGAAGUUCCCUUAUCUGCACAAUCUAGAAAUUUCCUUUUCUUCUUUGACGAUUCCACCGCUAUUUCGAUGGUAUGCAGGAAAUGGAAUAUCUCAGAAUCUCACGGAAUUCAAGCAUGCAGACAACCAUGUUCUUACAGCUGGGUUGCAUAAGCGUACAUUAAGACUGAACUCUAACAAUAUUAAAGAUCUCACCAAAUUUUAUUUCAAAGGAAAUGUCCAGAGUUUAGAUCUGUCUUCCAAUGGGCUUCACGUCUUUAACGAAAGUACUUUCACUGGAUUAACAGGUCUUCAGCAUUUGAAUCUGAGGAAUAAUACUUUGACAAGAAUUCCAAAUCGAUCAUGGAGAAAUCUGCGAGACUUGCGAUACCUUGAUCUAAAAUCUAAUAAACUCACAAAAAUUCCUAACAUUAUGUUUGUUUAUAACGCGAAAAUUGAAUUUUUAGAUUUUUCGAGCAACUAUAUUAAAACAAUAGAAGAGAAUGCAUUCACAAAUUUAAUGCAAUUAAGAGAGAUCCAUUUAGAAUCAAAUGAAUUACUCAAUCUACCAGAAAAAUUACUUCCACUGUACUCAUUAAAGUUCCAAUACAUAUUUUUGGAUGGGAAUCCAUUAACAAAAUUUCCUAUCUCGAUAAUACAUUGUCGAUCUUUGGAAAAGGCAAGUUUUAGAUAUACCAAUAUAGAUCUAAGUGAUAUAAAUGAAGUGAUAGAUCAAAUGCAAUGGAGCAUAGUAUCCAAUAAUGUAGACAAAUCAACGGAUGAAGGUAUUGAAGGAAUUCUAACCAAUUUCCCCGAACAUCUUCGAAAAAUAGAUCUUUCUGGGUCUCGAGUGGAAAAUAUAGAGUUAGACAUUUUCAAGAAUUCAAUAUACUUGCCAAGAGGUGUAUACAUAGAAACUGAAAAGAAAGUUAUUCUCUUAAUGAAGUUUUUUGAAAUCAUUCUUCAGGAGAACAAACUUACUUGCGAUUGUAGAAUUAACGAGUUUAUCAGGUUGGUCAAACAUGCCAAAGGAAAGGAAUUCAAUGGAAAGGAGUAUUUUUUCAAGUGGAAAUGUUCCUCUCCAAACGAAUUUAAAGACCGGUUAAUGGUGAAUAUAAAGGAAUCCGACACAUACUGUGAGAAGGUUAUUCAGAACUGUCCCAACAAUUGUACGUGUCUGGAGAGGUCUGUUAGUGGUAUAAUUAUUGUUGACUGUCGGUAUCGUGGAUAUUUAUCCCUCCCUGAGAAACUUCCCGAUGGCAUUGUAGACAUCUGGUUUCAGCAUAACAACAUUUCUGUGGUUCAAAAUAUGGAUUACUUGAAACGAAUUCGUUAUCUUUAUCUUUCUCACAAUCAAUUGGUUGAAAUAUCGGGUGAUGCUAUUCAGAACAUGAACAAUCUGAGAAAACUUCAUGUUGAUUCCAACAAUCUUGUGACCUUACCAACGGAAAUCAGAGAUAUGAAUAUAGAGUAUAUUAACAUUAAUUACAAUCCGUUCAAGUGCGAUUGUCACUCUCUUUGGAUGAAACAUUGGUUGGUAUCGAAGUCAAAAUAUUUUCCAGAUAUUACAGAAAUAACGUGUAACGUAGCUGACCAGAGUGAAAAGGGUAGGGUAUUCAUUACAAUUCCAGAUUCUGACUUUGUGUGUUUGGAAGAGUACGAUUCCCUAAAAGAUGGCAUCAUCCCAUCAUUAACCAGCACGGGCUGCACACUAGCAUUCAUAUUAGCACUAUCCGUGUUAUACGUAUUCAGAUUUGAAGUGAAAGUUCUAAUUUUUAUUUAUAUUGGACUCCAUCCUUUUGAUUUAGACGAGGACAAUGAUAGGGAAGCCGUUGACGUCCUAGUCGUUCAUGCUCCUGGAAUCACAACCUGGGUAAUGGAGAACAUAGUCAGUUAUCUGGAGGCCCAAAGAUGUCAGUACGUUGUCUGUGAAAUAAUGCGGGAUUUUAUUCCCGGAUUCUCUCUUCAAGAGAAUGUUGGAAGUAUCGUAAAGAACAGCAAGCGAAUGAUAUUAGUGAUUUCUCCAGAACUCCUCGAGGGACAAAUUGUAAAGUUGGUUUGGAGCGAAGCACAGGAAAAGAUAAAAGAAUUACGGACAAACUAUGCUGUCAUUGUAUACCAUAACGUUACAACAAAGGAAAUCACGAAUAAAGACAUGCUGCGUUAUUUGAAACGGGGAAAAUCUGUACAAUGCAACGACCGUCUUUUACGUCAGAAACUUUUCUACUGCAUGCCGGUCUUUAAAGGGUGUACACAAGACAGGGCACAACUACCAAAUAUCCAAAGUUGUGUGAAAAAUAUGUACAGUGACGUGACAAUACGAGAUAAUCAGUAUGAACGUCAUGUCUUCAUUUCGCACUCAGACAAAGAGACGAGAUAUAUGCUUGAUAAUCUAAAACCGGUGCUUGAAAAAUCAGGCUACAUCUUAUGUAUACCGGAUAGGGAUUUUGUAUUAGGAGCACCAAAAGAAGAAAAUAUUCUCACAGCUAUUGAAAGUUGUCAUCAUACGAUAUUCUUCUUGUCGGAGAACCAUCUUCAGGAUGAGUGGUCCAUUUUUACAUUCAGGACUGCCUGUGAGAAAUCGUUAAGGAACAAGAACAAUCACUUGAUUGUAAUUAUUAGUGAAAACAUAAACAUUAAUGAAAUAGACGAAGAAGUACGCUACCAUGUCAACACGCAUGUUACUCUGCAAAUUGGAGAAGAAUGGUUUGUUAAGAAACUUUUGAAUUCGUUACCUGAUGUCCAACCUUUUGAGCGUUGUGCUGUAAAUCAAAAUAUAAUUGAGGGCGCUUGCUGUCUUUAUACUGAUAUUCAAAAUAUUACCGACAGUAUGCUCUUUGAGAGGGCCAGUGGCAUUGGAGACAGUGAGAGCAUAAUUGAAAAUGAUCAUGAAGUGAUUCAAAACGAAAAUGAGGAGCGAGGACUUGGUGAUUCCUCUGUUGGAAUCUUCAUGGAGGACAAUAUAGUUGAACAAGUUGGUAGAGCCCGUCAUAAAGAUGAAGAAAUUGAAAUGGAUAGAGAUGGUCAACUGCGUAAUUUUGAGAAAAUUUAUGAACAUGAGAUCAAUUUUAGGAAUAUAACGAAAGAAUAUGAAGUGAGAAAUAAUAUUGAGAAUGAUGAAAUCAACGAAUUUAAUGACACCAAUUCUGUGGACAACAACAAUGUUUGUAACAGAGGAACUCAGACACUGCACCUUAAUAUACAGGAAAGAAUUGAUCUCAAUGUAGCAGAAGAUGGGGGGAAUUUCUCAGACAUUUUAAAUGAGCAAAUAGACGUAAGUAUAGUGCAAAGUUUGAACAUUGAAAAUAGAGGCAUUUUCAACCAAGUAAAUAUCGAAAUGGCGAGAGAUGAGAGAAAUAUAUUUCACCUAAAAACUUAUUGUGAUGUCAGCGAUAGUGACGUCAGCGAUAGUGACAACUACACCGACUCUGAAACUGAUAAUUGAAAUGAUUACAUUCAUGUGAAAUAAAUCUGGAAUUUAUUAAACAUUUCUCAACAAAUAAUGCAUCAUCUUUACUAGUUACAGGAAUGAUGGAUACUCCUUUAUUUAUCCAUAACUUUUACACCCUAACAAUUUCUGUUUCAUAGGAAAUAUUUACAUAAUGUUCGAUGAAAUAAAUGCUCAUUUACUGUAUGAAGUUCACUCAAUGUUAUGUUGAACAAUAAAGCGUUUGGCAUUUUAUUAACAUACAGUGAACAUAAUUUAUCGUUUGAAUAAUUAGUUUUAUCAUAGACAUUUUAAUGGACAUUGCUCAAUAAGGAAUUACGAUUGUAUGUACAUAAUGUCUAUAUAUCCGUCUCAUCGGACAUAAUGAUUUCAUAUUUCAGAAGUGGUUUUGAUUAAUUAUGAUUUACGAGAAUAGUGAACAUAAAAUUCUGAAAUAUCUUUCCCAUAAACUAUUCAAUUUGCAUCAAUGAAUAUUGGACUUUUUUUAUCUAUGGUAAUUCCGAAGUAAUUUAUAGUACAGUGUUGUUUGUAAUCUUUAAUGUGCUGUUUUUGGUAAACAAUGAUUUUCAACUUAUCUCACUUAUUUUUGAUUAUACUGUCAGUCAUUUAUCAACAUUGAUGUAUCAGACUGCACAUUGAUUUUGACUGCGGAUAACUCCGUUUACCUUAUCAAGAUAAAGGGCCCACGGGCCCACAGGGGAUACUUACUCCUCCUAGGUAUAUCUAGGGGUACGUGUUUGCCCAACUCUCUAUUUGUUUUAUAGGAGUUAUGAGAUUGAUCACUGUUUGUUAUCGUCACCUUUAUAGGAGUUAUGAGAUUGAUCACUGUUUGUUAUCUUCACCUUUAUAGGAGUUAUGAGAUUGAUCACUGUUUGUUAUCUUCACCUUUAUAGGAGUUAUGAGAUUGAUCACUGUUUGUUAUCUUCACCUUUAUAGGAGUUAUGAUAUUGAUCACUGUUCGUUAUCUUCACCUUUAUAGGAGUUGUGAGAUUGAUCACUGUUUGUUGUCUUCACUUUUCACAUAAUAACAAUGCAUUCCUGUUUUAUAUCAAUAUUGGGAUAUUUUCACAAUUUUAUGAUUGUUUGUAAAAAUAAAACAUUGCUUAAAAUAAAGAC